UAGGGUAAUGGCUACAACCGCUAUUCCUGCCAGAGUAAUAUACGACUUUGAGGGUCAGGCUGAUAACAAUGAGAUAACGGUGUACGAACAUGAACUUGUUACUGUUGUUUGCGAGGAUGUGGGUGAAGGCUGGGUAGAGGCAGUAAAAGAGAACGGAGAACAGGGUCUAGUUCCUGCUUCUUACAUUGACUAUGAUGAAUACGAGGUGAUGCAGCCCCCAGGCCCAGUUCAUGACGAGUGGUCGGAACCUCCACCACCACCACCAGCAGAUACCGGGGUACAGUUCGCAGAGCAGCCUGCUCCUGGUGGGGUACAGUUCGUAGGGCAGCCUGCUCCUGGUGAUAACGAGUGGUCGGAUUACGAUUCAGAUGAAGAUCAACACAGCAGGCAGACUAGGCCUAGUGUCAGUUUAGACGUGGACGACGAGUCUAGAGCAGCUCAGCACCAGAGAUCUAACACAAUGAAGAAGAGUAUGAACAGAUUUACACCCUACGUGAAAAGUGGAGCAGAAGACUUUAUUCUCGGUAAAGAUAAAGAACAGAUAGCUGAAUCAGAUACUAUUACAAUUAUUUGCCCAAACAACAUAGACCUGUGCUGGCAGCCCAACCAGAUAAUAGCCGUGGAGAUAACAGAGCCAAUCAAGAAAGCUAAGUUUAAAGGGAUGAAGAGCUUUAUGUCUUAUCACAUAACACCAAAUACUACCAAUCUUACUGUUGAACGAAGGUACAAGCAGUUUGAUUGGUUCCACGGUAGACUAACAGAGAAGUUCCCUUGUUUUAUUAUUCCACCCCUACCUGAGAAAGCUGUCGUAGGUAAAUACCAGCAGGAUUUCAUCGAACAGAGGAGAGACAAACUGGAACUGUUUUUAAACAGGAUUGGAAGACAUCCUAUAAUCUCCAACUGCAACGUAACCAACCACUUUCUUAAGUGCCAGGACGAUAAGGAUUGGAAGGACGGUAAAAGAAAAGCAGAAUCAGACAAGACCGCUAGAUCAGGCUUUUUUAUGACUGUUAAAUGUGAGGGCCCACUUCCAGACAAUCUGAGCAGUGAGAGUUAUGUGGGAAGUUUCAGUACCUUCAGUAAGAAAAUGGAGGGUACACUAGACAAACUGGUGAAGCAGAACGAGGACUACGCUGGCAAGAUGACUGGAGGUAUAAAGCACAUGUACUCAAAGUAUGGUCACAUAUUUAAAGAGUUAGGAGAGUUGUACGAUACUGGACCACUAAGUGACUCUAAACCAGUUAAUGUGGCCCUGAUGGGGACGGGGCGGUGUUAUCAGGAGAUAUCUGAAGUGUACGAGAACCAGCCGAGAUAUGACGCACACGUGCUAAGUGAAAGUGUGCGAGAGUACCAGGGUAUGUUGAGCUCUGUUCCAGACAUGUUACAUGUACACAAGGGAGCAGCACAGAAGGUGAAGGACUACACGCAGAGAGAAGGAGAGAAGGAUGUGGAAGAGGAGGCGAAGGUGCUACAGCGGUACAGCACUAUUAGCGCUGCUGUCAUGUCCGAGAUAAACCACUUUCACACUGAACGAAACAGGGACUUUAACUUCAUGGUCAGAGGUUUCAUAGCCUCUCAAAUUGACUUCCAUAAGAACAUUUUACUGAAGCUGGAAAACGCGCUCAAUCAAUAUCCAGAUCCUUCAACUUUAGAAUGAACAAUGACCAAUAUGACAUGAGGAUAUUCCAAUAGUUAUAAUGAGACUGAUGUACUAUACUUCCAACUGAUGUGGAUACACUAAACACGUCUGCUUUUCGUUUUUGAUUUGAGUGAUCGUUUUUAUUAUUCAGUGAUGUAAAGUACAUUCAAUGUUUAGAAUUUCGUAUGAUUUAGCUUUUUUAUUUCAAUUAAAUUUAAAUACAAGUUAACGGGGGAUGAUUUUAAUAACUUUGUUUCAAGCAUUUGAGUCGCAUUAUUUUUAGGAAUAUGCAUUUUGCUCUGAAGAUUAUUGAGAUUUGGACAUUCUUUACUAGCGAACUUUAUUGAUUUAUCGUCUUUAACAUUUGUAAACAA
This is a messenger RNA of Bolinopsis microptera, 2013 nucleotides long. RefSeq names its product sorting nexin-18-like. Gene Ontology annotation, biological process: endosomal transport; plasma membrane tubulation; endocytosis. Gene Ontology annotation, molecular function: phosphatidylinositol binding; protein binding. The record is from RefSeq and is a predicted model, not a curated record. The transcript has 14 exons. NCBI's taxonomy places the organism in Eukaryota, Metazoa, Ctenophora, Tentaculata, Lobata, Bolinopsidae. Bases 8 to 1657 code for a protein of 549 amino acids. Gene Ontology annotation, cellular component: cytoplasmic vesicle; plasma membrane.